UCCCCUCUACCUUGCAUACUGAAGCGUCAGGCGAAUUUCCUCAGGAGCAAAGCACCUUUUGAACAGCAGCUAAGAUGACGCUCGCCAAGUCAACCCUCGCUUUCCUGUGCAUCGCAUUCGUCAUCACGGAAACUGUCUUCGCUCAGCCGGUCCAAGUUGCGGACAGCCCGCUGGUGGUCGCGGAUGAAGCAGAAGCUUCCGCGCUGUCAGCCGAUGAGUUGUCUGUACACGAAUUUUCUUUAGAUGAACUACCAGCACUUCGGCAGUUCUUGGAUGAAACAGUAGUGGACGACCAAAAAGAUUUCGGACUUCAAGAAGACCCAAACCGGAGAGGGCGCAUUGUGUGCCGACGUAAUCCAAGCGGAGGACUGACAUGCUGGUUUUCGUAAACGUACUGAACUCGCAGGGCUGAGGAGAAAACCUGAUGACGGCGCUCCGAGCUGUGAAGCGCGCUUACGAUACGGAUUGUUCCAUCAUCAAAAUAAUAAAUAAAAUUUUCAACAUAACGUGCAAUUAUAUAAAC
Messenger RNA from Hyalella azteca, 523 nucleotides. RefSeq lists its product as uncharacterized. Bases 75 to 389 code for a protein of 104 amino acids. The transcript is spliced from 2 exons. The record is from RefSeq and is a predicted model, not a curated record. NCBI's taxonomy places the organism in Eukaryota, Metazoa, Arthropoda, Malacostraca, Amphipoda, Hyalellidae.